This is a messenger RNA of Labeo rohita (rohu), 1232 nucleotides long. It is a transcript of the gene tcap, whose product is annotated as titin-cap (telethonin). The transcript is spliced from 2 exons. Gene Ontology annotation, biological process: skeletal muscle contraction; skeletal muscle thin filament assembly; cardiac myofibril assembly. Lineage: Eukaryota; Metazoa; Chordata; Actinopteri; Cypriniformes; Cyprinidae. The coding region runs from base 176 to 715 and encodes 179 amino acids. Gene Ontology annotation, cellular component: Z disc. The record is from RefSeq and is a predicted model, not a curated record. Gene Ontology annotation, molecular function: titin Z domain binding; protein-macromolecule adaptor activity; titin binding.
UCCGGCAAACAGACAUCCAGACAGAGCAAGAGACAGACAGACGAGUCCUCCCUCAAGCCCAAGAAAAAGAAGAGGAGAAGAAAAGAGAAAAAAGAACAUCACAAAUCUUCAAAACAGUACUGUAAAACAGUUAAGAUCAUUAACUUUUUAAGCCACUCAUAAACAGAAGUCGAAGAUGCAGAUGUGCACAGUCCUGGAGAAGAAAGGAGGAUGCGUGGUUGGAGCCGAACUCAGCUGCAGUGUGAGGGAGGAAAAUCCAACUAGGAAAGAGAGUUACACCGCUAACUGGCGCAGCAUUAAUAUGAAAACUCAACCUGAGGAUCGCCAGUCGAUGCUGAUGUCAGAUGACUCUCGCCGAGAGUCCCUGUCCCGUUAUUGGCAGUCACGUCCUCUCAAUCAGGCCUGCCCAUCAGGUGUUGUCAGAGUGGGCACUGUGGACACAGGUGUAAGAGAGCACCAGCUCUUACCCUACAGGAACACCCUGCCUCUGCCUAUCUUCAAGCCUGCUGAAUUUGGUGUCCGCCUGGGUCGUGGAGCCCCACACACCCUGGAAGAUCUCCCUCCUGCCCGGGUUCCCGACGGAGCCUGUCCAGACAAGAGGCCAGUGGACCAGAUCACCAGGGACCUGCCACCCGUCAAACCAAUGCGAAUGGAGUUUGCCAAAGCACCCAGAACCCUGGGCCGAUCCAUGUCUCAGGAGGCCCAGAGAGGCUGAAAAGCAGAAAGACAAAUAUGAGUCAAAGACUGUUUGGACUUUACUAAAAAUGAUACAAAGGGCAGGAUGAAACAGAGGGGAUGAGCAAGUAGAAAAAGGUUUUUAGAGAUAGUCAAACAGCAUGUGCAGUGAGUGAAACCUCAAAUGAUGAAAUGAUGUUCAUGAUGGGAAAAAGAAAGCUGAUGAUCCUGUUAAUCUGAAAAAUAAUGCUAUGUAUAGUGAAGUUGAGUUGUAAAUAGUAUUUGCUUGUUUUGUAUUGAGUAUGUUAAAAACACAGCACUUUUUGUUCAGUUGCCAUUAAUUGAAUGAGCAUAGGUUUUGGCGUCAUGUUUGGUCAUGCACAAAAUUUAAUGUCUGGUAAAGCAGAAAAACUUUUAUUUUUGUUAAAACUUAAUUAUUUACCAAAUAAGAAUUGCACUAUUUAUUGACAGUUGGUAUUUGUUGUUGGAUUUAUUGAGAGUUGAUAUUUGCUAUUUAUCUUAAUCAUUUCAAUAAAGUUGUAUUAGUAUAAAACCAG